Molecule: messenger RNA, 4800 nt
Organism: Lagopus leucura (white-tailed ptarmigan)
Lineage: Eukaryota; Metazoa; Chordata; Aves; Galliformes; Phasianidae
Gene: CASD1
Product: CAS1 domain containing 1
Exons: 18
Coding region: 72-2468 (798 amino acids)
Cellular component (GO): Golgi membrane
Molecular function (GO): N-acetylneuraminate 9-O-acetyltransferase activity
Source: RefSeq, a predicted model, not a curated record
CUGCGGGGACCCAGUGCUGCCCCGCUGCGCCCGCCCGCUCCGCCGCGCACUGUUGUCAUGGAGGAGCCAAGAUGGCGGGCCUGGCCUACACCCUGGGCAAGCGGGAGAUCAACUACUACUUCAGCGUGAGGACCGCCAAGGCGCUGGCGCUGGGCGCCGUCCUGCUGCUCGCCGCCUGCCACGCCGCCUCCCGCCGCUACCGAGGUGAUGAUACGUGUGAGUAUCUUUUGUCCAGCGGGAGAUUUCUUGGAGAAAAAGUAUGGCAGCCUCAUAGUUGUAUGAUGCACAAGUAUAAAAACAGUGAAGCAAAAAAUUGCCUCAUAGACAAACAUAUUGUGUUUUUAGGAGAUUCUAGAAUUCGACAGCUGUUCUAUUCAUUUAUAAAAAUCAUAAAUCCUCAAGUCAAGGAAGAAGGAAAUAAGCAUGGAAAUAUCCCUUUUGAAGAUAAAUUUGCUUCAAUUAAAGUGGAUUUCCUGUGGUAUCCAGAAGUUAAUGGCUCUAUGAGGCAGCGUAUCAAAUCUUGGACUGAGGGGUCUGUGGCAAAACCUCAUAUAAUUGUAGCAGGAGCUGCCACGUGGUCCAUCAAGAUUCACAAUGGCAGCAAUGAAGCCCUCACACAAUAUAAAAUCAAUAUCACUUCAAUUGCACCUCUUUUGGAAAAAUUAGCAAAAAGUAGUGAUGUUUACUGGAUCUUACAAGAUCCUGUUAAUGAAGAUAUGCUGAGUGAGAGUCGGAAAAUGAUCACUAAUGAGAAAAUAAAUGCUUAUAAUGAAGCAGCUGUCCGUAUUUUGAACAGCAGCUCCCGAAAUUCAAAAGCUAAGGUUAAAUUGUUCAGUGUAUCAAAACUGAUAGCACAAGAAACGAUUAUGAAGUCUUCAGAUGGCUUGCAUCUGCCUGAAUCAAGCAGGGAUACGAAUGCAAUGAUUCUUAUGAAUGUCUACUGCAAUAAGAUAAUGAAGCCCAUUGACGGCUCCUGCUGCCAGCCUCAGCCUCCUCUCACUCUGAUACAGAAAUUAGCUUUCUGUUUCUUUACUUUGUCCAUUGUUGGAUAUUUUGUUAUCAGUUUAAUUCAUCGGAAUAAUUAUCGAAAGAACAAAUCAUGCACUGAUUUGGAAAUUGGAGAGGAGAAGAAACCUACCAGCAAUACUCCUAAUGUUUCUACUUUAGAGAUGCUGUUACACUGUUUCUGCAAACUUGGUCUAAUCAUGACCUAUUUUUAUCUAUGUGACAGAGCAAAUCUUUUCAUGAAGGAAAAUAAAUUUUAUACACACUCAUCUUUCUUCAUACCGAUCGUCUAUAUCUUGGUUUUGGGGGUAUUUUAUACCGAAAAUACAAAAGAGACUAAAGUGUUAAACAGAGAACAGACUGAUGAAUGGAAGGGCUGGAUGCAGCUUGUUAUUUUGAUUUAUCAUAUCUCUGGAGCAAGCACUUUCUUGCCUGUGUACAUGCACAUUCGAGUUCUGGUGGCUGCAUAUCUGUUCCAAACAGGUUAUGGGCACUUCUCAUAUUUUUGGAUAAAAGGGGACUUUGGUGUGUACAGAGUGUGUCAGGUAUUAUUUCGCCUCAAUUUCUUGGUCGUGGUUCUGUGCAUAGUGAUGGACCGACCGUACCAGUUCUACUACUUUGUGCCACUCGUUACUGUCUGGUUUAUGAUCAUUUAUGCCACCUUGGCUAUGUGGCCUCAGAUAGUCCAGAAGAAAGCAAAUGGGAACUGCUUAUGGCACUUCGGUUUACUGCUUAAACUGAUCUGCUUACUGGCCUGUAUAUAUGUUCUCUCAUAUUCUCAGGGUGCAUUUGAGAAGGUAUUUUCUUUUUGGCCACUGUCCAAGUGCUUUGAACUGAAUGGGAACGUCUAUGAAUGGUGGUUUAGGUGGAAGUUGGAUCGUUAUGUAGUUUUUCAUGGGAUGCUGUUUGCUUUUAUUUAUCUGGCAUUGCAGAAGCAUCAGAUGAUUUCAGAAGGGAAGGGAGAUCCACUUUUCUCCAGCAGAGUUUCAAAUGUUCUAUUAUUUAUUUCAAUUGUAUCCUUUUUGACCUAUUCCAUUUGGGCUAGUAGCUGUAAGAACAAAGCGGAGUGCAAUGAACUGCAUCCUUCUGUUUCAGUGGUGCAGAUUUUAGCUUUCAUCCUCAUCAGGAACAUUCCUGGUUAUGUCCGUUCCGUAUAUAGCUCUUUUUUUGCCUGGUUUGGUAAAAUUUCUCUAGAGCUUUUCAUUUGCCAAUACCACAUCUGGCUGGCAGCAGACACAAAGGGGAUCUUGGUGCUCAUUCCUGGCUACCCGAUGUUUAACGUUAUCGUCAGCACUUUUAUCUUUGUGUGUGUGGCACAUGAGAUUUCUCAGAUCACUAAUGAUCUAGCACAGAUUGUGGUUCCUAAAGAUAACUCAACUCUGCUGAAAAGGUUGCUGUGCAUAGCUGGGUUUUUUUCUGGACUUCUCUUCUUCUCAGCAAUGCAAGAGCAGUCAAGGCAUUAAUUUGAAAGAGUUCUUGAAAACUUUCUUCAGGUUUGCUUUGUGUCUGCCUGAAUAAAAGUUCUCAACUGGAGGUACAAGCAGACAUUUACAUGAGGUGAGUGGAAGAUGUAUAUAGUGGAAAUGUACAUAUUUCAUGUGAAAAUAACCUUCUCCAAGAAAGUGAGAAACAAGAAUGCACUGUACAGAAUUGCAUGUGAAAACAGGUCUUUUUCUACUGGAUAUAUGUUUCUGUUUACAUAUCUGUAUAAACGUGGCAAAACAAAGUGAAGUGAAAUGGAAUAGCAGCGUCAUGUGCGAAUCAUGGAAUGGUCUGUUCCUUGGGUCCUCCAGAUGGAGGGUGGAUGCUACUGCACAGCGCGCAGAGUAACGCACGCUGUAGUCAUUCUUAUCAAGGAAUGAGAGGAGAGCAGAUUUGCCCUCCUGUGUUAAUGGUCACCUUUAGCUGAUGUGAAACAUGAAGUUAUUUCUCUGGUAAAUCAGGGCAUUUUUCUAAACCAAGUGGUAAUUUGUUGUUCAGGUGAAAAUAGUAUCUGUCAUGUGAAACCCUUUAUACACAGAAACAAAAAGCACCACUUCAGUGACUUAAGAUGAUAUGCAAGUUGACAAAACAUUUUGUGUGUUUUUAAGACAUUUCCAAGAAGUAUGGUGAAUUAUGAGGUGAAAUCUUGUUAAAGAUGUAGAAUUGUUUUUUUCUCCCCUAAAGCUGUUUGCCUUGUUGCAAGUUUUCCACUAAUUCAUGUAACUACGUGCAGUUCUUUCUGUUCAGUCCCCAUGUUGAAGCUGUUGGAAAGAUACUGAGCUGUUUCUUCAUUGUGUACGUUAUUUCCAAUGUUUGGAAAGUUACCCUCCUUAAUGAGAACGUGAAUCACUGAAAGAUGUAGUAAAGGUCAACACUGGUGGACAGGAUGCAUUGAUUGCCAUCUGUGCCAGUAUUAGCAGUCAUGGAGAACUUUGAACUUGAGGGGAUGAUGUUUGUUUCGUUCUUCACAAGCCGAGUGUUGUAGAUAUAAUUUUAUUUAUCUGUUGUACAGAUUUGGUUAAAAGAUUUAUUUUUAAUGUUUGAAAUAAUGCACUUGUUUACUAUUACUGUACGUGGGAUAAAUAUAUUUUCUUUUCAUGUUACGUAAUAUGAAGUAAUUUAAACAUUAAAUAAAUGUGCUGUGGAUGCUUAUUUUUCUAAUGGGAACAGCAGCGAUGAAGUAGAAGUUUUUUUUUAUUGCUUGACUCCAGCUGGGCUGCAGCUCACUACCACACCUGUUGUAAAUUGAUGAUUAGUAUUGCAGAAUUUCUCUGAAGUGAUAUUCUGGACACUGUUGCUGCACAUUAAGGGGAGAUGUUCACUUGCAUAGCUGCAUGUCUGCUUGACCCUGAGUGUAACGCCGGGGCUAAAGAAGCCCUGCCCGGUGGUCCUUGCAGAGCACACAGCUGGAGGUACAGCUCCAGCAGCCAGAAUCGCUGCAGUGUGUGGGUGAUGCUCCAAGGUACCAUUGCUGGGGAGAGAGAGAAUGCAGUCCCCUUUGGGCUAUAAACCAGAAGCUGUGGCAGAUAUUUCUGCAUGUAAUUCCUGAUCAUCAGUAAGAUCAGGAAACCCAUCCUUAGUUUGUUUGGUUUAAGGAAUUUAGCUUAAUGUAGCUGCUCAGGUCCCAUACAAAGUAGUUAACAUAAGAGGGGCUGCUCAAAUAAGGCAUUCAGAGCAUGCAUUCCUCUCCCCGAGUGCGCAGGGAGGUGUGGGGCUGUUCUCUCUCACAUGGGCACCUGAACGCAGUGGUGCAAAUCCUCUCCCAUCCUUCUCAUGUUAAACAGAAACCCUGUGCAGUGAGCACCAUUUCUUUCUUUAAUUCUGAAGCACUGCCAUCUGACUGACCCAAACUGUAAAAAAAACUGUUCAGGCAUCAUUAUGUAAUAAACAAGCAAUGACAUUGCUACUUAAUAGUUGUCUUAUUUAUUAGAUUUUACACUUCAUAUAUUUACAGAGACACCUGUAGUGCUUUUUACUUGAUUGUAGACAAUCUGGUUACAAUAUCAGUUGUACUGUCAUUGCACAUUGCUAAAAGAGGCUGUAACUUUGCCAUUCCAUUUAUCACCGGUUUUAACUAUUAUUAAUUCUUUAACCAUCAAGUGUCUUCAGUCAGCUUUAUACAUCUGUGCUUCUGUGGUAAUUAUUUUAAUAAGUAAAAAAUAAAUCAUUUCUUAUUAAACUUACCUCAGCUGCCUGAAGAUUUCAAUCAUAAAACAGUUCAGGAGUGCUUAACACCCAUCAGCUGCAUCAUCAGUUUUGUUCAGAGGACGUGCAGCACCUGCUGCUACCACCUGAUUCUUUGUGCAUAUAUGU